Messenger RNA from Schistocerca cancellata (South American locust), 735 nucleotides. RefSeq names its product piggyBac transposable element-derived protein 3-like. The transcript has a single exon. Bases 1 to 735 code for a protein of 244 amino acids. Lineage: Eukaryota; Metazoa; Arthropoda; Insecta; Orthoptera; Acrididae. The record is from RefSeq and is a predicted model, not a curated record.
AUGAAGCAGUAUGUAAAGGGAAAACCUAACCCAGAAGGUUUGAAGAAUUUUGUCAUGGCAAACCCUAAUGGCAUACCCCUUGAUUUCUGUAUGUAUGAAGAAAAAGGGAAAGAAAUUCAGUCUGAAAAAGUGCCCCCUCCAGAGAAGUUAGAUGCAGGAGGCAGAGUAGUGUUGAAACUUAGUGAUACAUUGACAGAGAAGUUGUCAAUUUAUGUUGACAGGUAUUUUACUUCUGUUCCCCUCCUCGACAAGUUACUGAGAGACAGGAACAUUACUGCCACUGGCACAAUAAUGCUGAGUCGCAUCCUGAGAGGUAUACGGCUUGAGGAAGAUGCAACAAUAAGAAAAACAAGAGGCAGCCAUGAUCAGGUGGUAAGGAAUGACGGGAAACUAGCAAUUAUCAAAUGGUUUGACAACCUAGCAAUUUAUUUGGCUUCAACAAAAUCAGAUAUUGGGCCAAUUGAAAAAUGCACACAGUGGUCUAAAAAAGAAAAAAAGUACAUUGCAUUUCCUCACCCAUGUGUAGUAAAGGCAUACAAUAUUUACAUGGGAAGUGUUGACCUGUUAGAUAGGAUGAUGGGAAAGUAUGGCAUGAGAGACCAGACCCACAAAUGGACCAUCAGAGUGAUUCAUCACUUCAUUGAUUUUGCAAUUGCUGCUGCAUGGUUGGAAUACUGCAAUGCAGAAUGGUAUUGCAAAGAAACAUACAGUGCCAUACUAUCAGUUCAAGCUUGA